CUCAGUAAAGGUGUCCGGGCAUCCAGUGGUUUGUGCUCAACUUUCUCCGAAGGAUGUGAUUACGUGCUUUUAACAUAUACUCUGCAAAUGCAGUAAAGUUGUUAAACAUGGCUGGAGUGGGCUUUGAGGAGUUUUCUGUACCUCCUGGGUCUGAACUUGCUUUGCCACCCCUAUUUGGGGGAAAUAUCCUGGAAAGUGAGUUAGAAACAGAGGUCGAAUUUGUGGAUGGAGGUCUUAGUGGAGACAACCUUCAAGAUGAAGAAGAAGAAGAAGCCCAGCAGCGUCAGCGCGAGCUGCACAGAAGGAAGUUUCUUACUUUAAGCCGGCGCUGCAAAGAAAUAGAAUUGGUAAAUGAGAGGAUUCUAAACAGGCUUCACCAAGUGGAAAAGAUAACACGAAGGCUAAAGCAGGAAAGGAGAUGUUUGAUGAAGGUUUUGGAUGCCUACGGGGAUGAUUACAGAAAGAGCCACCUCACCUUUCUGUUAGAGGAUGAAGGGACCCACCCACACAACUCGCCAGCCCAUGGCAACUCUGAAAAUGAACCUCCAGAGAAUGAGGAACUGUCCGUUACUCCCGUGUGCUUAGCAGGGCAGUCUCUUGGUCUGGACAUCAAUAGCCCUGAAAGUCCAUCACAGACAGAGGGGCCACCGGCUAAAAAGAGGAAAAAGGUCAAGGAAGAGAAAGACCAGAAUGGCAGAAGGCUGACCCCAUCUCUUCUUCCAUCAGAGCCUCUUCUGGCUCAGGUAAAGAUUGAAGAGGAUUAUCUGUGUGAAGGAGAUGAGGAACUCCCUCUGAGCUGGCGCCCUCUAAGCCCACGAGACAAGAUCCUACAAUAUCCAAAGUUUUCCAGCCCAGAUUUUGAUUAAUGCCUUUUUUACUUUGUUUGGAAAAGCUGUGCAACUUUCUAAAUUGGGUAUCUUCAUAAGAAAUAAAGAUGCCUGAAGAUGAUAGUCUAGCGAUAUACAUUGAUGAAUGAAUUUAAGCUUAUGUCAGGAUCCAUGGGAUUGCCAGCCUGUAUGGUUUUUUUUUAUAAAGACAUAUAAAAGAAAUGAAAUGUGGAUAUUGUUGUAUCCUGCUAAAGUCACUGUGCAGAUAUUUAAAAGCUACAACAUGAAUGUGUCAUCUUAUAUUUGUGUUAAUAUGACUGUUCUGUUUUGCUGACCAGUUAUGUAAAAAUGCCCUGUUUGUAAAUAUGUUUUUUUGGUUUAUAAAUGCUUAAAUGGGCAAUAAAUUAUGUGGAUAUAAA
Messenger RNA from Xenopus tropicalis (tropical clawed frog), 1246 nucleotides. It is a transcript of the gene tfpt, whose product is annotated as TCF3 (E2A) fusion partner (in childhood Leukemia). The coding region runs from base 108 to 866 and encodes 252 amino acids. Gene Ontology annotation, cellular component: nucleus. Gene Ontology annotation, biological process: apoptotic process. NCBI's taxonomy places the organism in Eukaryota, Metazoa, Chordata, Amphibia, Anura, Pipidae. The transcript has 6 exons. The record is from RefSeq and is marked provisional.